Molecule: messenger RNA, 1335 nt
Organism: Saccharomyces cerevisiae S288C
Lineage: Eukaryota; Fungi; Ascomycota; Saccharomycetes; Saccharomycetales; Saccharomycetaceae
Gene: PST1
Product: Pst1p
Exons: 1
Coding region: 1-1335 (444 amino acids)
Biological process (GO): fungal-type cell wall organization
Cellular component (GO): plasma membrane; fungal-type cell wall
Source: RefSeq, marked reviewed
AUGCAAUUACAUUCACUUAUCGCUUCAACUGCGCUCUUAAUAACGUCAGCUUUGGCUGCUACUUCCUCUUCUUCCAGCAUACCCUCUUCCUGUACCAUAAGCUCACAUGCCACGGCCACAGCUCAGAGUGACUUAGAUAAAUAUAGCCGCUGUGAUACGUUAGUCGGGAACUUAACUAUUGGUGGUGGUUUGAAGACUGGUGCUUUGGCUAAUGUUAAAGAAAUCAACGGGUCUCUAACUAUAUUUAACGCUACAAAUCUAACCUCAUUCGCUGCUGAUUCCUUGGAGUCCAUCACAGAUUCUUUGAACCUACAGAGUUUGACAAUCUUGACUUCUGCUUCAUUUGGGUCUUUACAGAGCGUUGAUAGUAUAAAACUGAUUACUCUACCCGCCAUCUCCAGUUUUACUUCAAAUAUCAAAUCUGCUAACAACAUUUAUAUUUCCGACACUUCGUUACAAUCUGUCGAUGGAUUCUCAGCCUUGAAAAAAGUUAACGUGUUCAACGUCAAUAACAAUAAGAAAUUAACCUCGAUCAAAUCUCCAGUUGAAACAGUCAGCGAUUCUUUACAAUUUUCGUUCAACGGUAACCAGACUAAAAUCACCUUCGAUGACUUGGUUUGGGCAAACAAUAUCAGUUUGACCGAUGUCCACUCUGUUUCCUUCGCUAACUUGCAAAAGAUUAACUCUUCAUUGGGUUUCAUCAACAACUCCAUCUCAAGUUUGAAUUUCACUAAGCUAAACACCAUUGGCCAAACCUUCAGUAUCGUUUCCAAUGACUACUUGAAGAACUUGUCGUUCUCUAAUUUGUCAACCAUAGGUGGUGCUCUUGUCGUUGCUAACAACACUGGUUUACAAAAAAUUGGUGGUCUCGACAACCUAACAACCAUUGGCGGUACUUUGGAAGUUGUUGGUAACUUCACCUCCUUGAACCUAGACUCUUUGAAGUCUGUCAAGGGUGGCGCAGAUGUCGAAUCAAAGUCAAGCAAUUUCUCCUGUAAUGCUUUGAAAGCUUUGCAAAAGAAAGGGGGUAUCAAGGGUGAAUCUUUUGUCUGCAAAAAUGGUGCAUCAUCCACAUCUGUUAAACUAUCGUCCACUUCCAAAUCUCAAUCAAGCCAAACUACUGCCAAGGUUUCCAAGUCAUCUUCUAAGGCCGAGGAAAAGAAGUUCACUUCUGGCGAUAUCAAGGCUGCUGCUUCUGCCUCUAGUGUUUCUAGUUCUGGCGCUUCCAGCUCUAGCUCUAAGAGUUCCAAAGGCAAUGCCGCUAUCAUGGCACCAAUUGGCCAAACAACCCCUUUGGUCGGUCUUUUGACGGCAAUCAUCAUGUCUAUAAUGUAA